GGGAGGGACCUCUUUGCCCUCCAGAAACCAGGAAGGGAAUUGAGUUGAUCUGCUGCUGCUUGGUUAGCGCAUACGGGGCUUUAAGCUGCACAACAGUGAGAGGGAGAGAGAGAGAGCUCCGGAGAGGAGGAGAGGAGAGGGCUGAGCUAACCCACAACAAGCACCACCACGGCCAUCGCAGAUAGGCAGACGGAUAGACGGCAGGACGGAUACACGGGUGGGGGCUGUGCUAGGAGGCUCGGCGGCAGGCUGGUGGAAGAUGUCGUCAGGAGCCGGUGGGAGGGGAGGAAGGCGGCUCAGGGGGACAGCGAGCAGCGGGGGUGGAGGAGGGAGAGGAGGGGCAGGUGAGGCGGAGGAAGGUCCUGUGGGGAUCCCUUUCCCUGAACACAGCGCCGACAUCCUGGGCAGCCUGAACAAGCAGCGGCUCAGCGGGCUGCUGUGUGACGUGCUCUUGGUUACCCAGGAACGGGAGUUCCCAGCUCACCGCUCCGUCCUGGCGUCCUGCAGCUCCUAUUUCCACAAGCUCUUCACUUCAGGGGCCGCCGCCGACCAACAGAACGUCUACAACAUCGACUUUGUGGCAGCGGAGGCCCUGGGAGCGUUGCUGGACUUUGCCUACACAGCCACAUUGACAGUCAGUCACAGCAGUGUGGCUGACAUCCUUGCUGCUGCACGCCUCCUGGAAAUCACACCUGUCCAGGAAGUCUGUACACACCUGCUGGACACCAAAGUGCUCUCCCCGCCGGCGGGCAGUGAGCGAAGAGAUGAAGAGGAAGACGAGGAGGGGAAAGGCAGAGGAGGCAGGGAGCAGGGGAACCGGGUGCGGGCCCGGGAGUACCUGGAGUACUUCCAGAGAGGGGCGCACUGGAGCAGCAGCUGCAGCACGCCAGAGCUCAGGGACCUGCCUACACACCUGCACUUUAACAACGGUAAUGGCGGUGCCCCCAGUAACGGGGCUCCUGCUGGCCCCGGUGAGUACUACUCCCCCCUGGCCCUUGCCUUGUCCCAGGCCCCGACACAGGAACCAGAGGAAGAGGAUGAGGAUGAAGAGGAGGAGGAGGAAGGGGAGGCGGUGCAGCGCAAUGGAGCAAGCCUAGGGUCAUCAUACUACCCUCCCUCCCAAAAUGGGCACUUCUACCUCCCCCCUGAGUCUAGGCUAGGGCCGGAGCCCGAAGUGGAGGAUGGUGGCAGGGAGGCGAUGGUGAGGGAUAGGGGCUCAGCCAGCGCCCUCCUGCAGCAGAUGAUGGACUCCAUCGAAAGGCAGAAGGAGCGAGCAACAACUGGAGAGGAACAGGGAGAUGGGGACGACCCCGACAUGGAAUUUUACUUGAAUUACUUUAGCAGCGGGCAGCAUGAGGAUACAGCUUCUGCUGCUGUAACACAGGGAGUGCCAUCGCUCUGGUUAUCACGAGGCAGUACAGGCCAAGGCAGAGUAGGAGGGGAGAGGGGGGUUGGAGAGCGUGGCGGUGGGGGUGGAGGAGAGAGGAAGAUGCGCUCUAAGGCUUUCCAGAAGUGCCCCAUAUGCUCCAAGGUCAUUCAAGGAGCAGGCAAGCUACCCCGCCACAUCAGAACGCACACGGGAGAGAAACCCUAUGAAUGCGCCAUCUGCAAAGUGCGCUUUACCAGGCAGGACAAGCUCAAGGUUCAUAUGCGGAAGCAUACAGGAGAGAAGCCUUACCUGUGUACACAAUGUGGAGCUGCCUUUGCUCACAACUACGACCUGAAGAACCACAUGCGUGUACACACUGGCCUACGCCCCUAUCAGUGCUCAAGCUGCUUUAAGACUUUUGUGCGCUCGGAUCACCUGCACCGCCACCUCAAGAAGGACGGCUGCAACGGUAUCCCGUCUCGCCGAGGCCGAAAACCUCGGGUGAGAGAGCCUGGGCUCCUGGAGGCCCCGCUAGGCCUGCUGAGUCCCGGUUCCGACACAGGCCCUGGGCCUCGCACCAUCAGGGGACGGCGGCGCUCUGAGGCAACCUCAGCGAUGGAGAUGGAGGGUGCUGCUGGAGCACAUGCACAGAGUCCUCAGCUGCAGGAGCUGGCAGGGGAGGCAGGGCCCUGAGACUGCAGGGGCGACAAGGACACUGCUGGACACCAUAGUCACUCUGCACCGCCUGUGAGACAGGCCUGUGGACAGAGAGGAGAAAAAAACAUGCAAAGGCAAUUAAUAAAAAAAAAACAACAAAACAACUAACUAUUCCUCUAUAAACCAAAUCAGGGUGUCACAAAAAUCUAAUCUUUAUAUUUCUUUCUCCUAUUACUUUAGGAAACGGAGUAGACUUGCAAGCACUUAAGUUGGUUUAUGUGUUAAAGAGCAAAGAACGCUUCAAAUCAUCCACCCAUGAUGUCCACUUUCUGGACCAUUUCUUUCUUUGUAAUAUUAGGGGUUUUAUACAUUGGCAUAUGUGCUUAGGCAAAUGUAUGAUAGAUACAAAGAAACUCUGAGCAACUAUGCAGUUGAUUUAGAUUUUUAUUGGUUUUGUCCUCACAGCCUUCAAGCUCUAAGAAAGGUGUCUGUCAAGCACCUUCUGGCUGCUGUACGGGUGAAGCGAGGACAAAUCCUCCCAGUGAAAACAACUCCUUUUCUAUUCUUUUGCAGGUCUGAAAUGUACAGUUACCAUAGAAACAACAUUGCCACAAUAUGGCAUAUGCAAGGAAAACUCACCACAGUUUUGAUGCAACAGUUUUUUCCUCUCUAAAUGUUCCAGAAAGAAUCAGGCAAGGGUUUGAUUGAAGUGUUACUUACUCUACAAAAAUGCAUUUUAAGAAUCUAUGGUUUGUCUUGUUGAAAACAAAUUCACCUUGAGUCAAAUCCACUUUAAUGGGGACUCACCGAUUGCAGGACUAGGGAGUACGAGGGGUGGAGGGUUUGUGUUUAUAAAGCACUACCAUUGUCAAUGUAUCUGUUGGCUUUACUACGUUGCCUCUUAUCCCUCACAACCCUGCAAUGUCAGCAUUUUUGUUUUCCCUUUUGAUUUUGUCUUAAUUUUUUUUUUGGUCGUUUUCCUUUUUGUUGACUGCUUCGGGUACUUGACACUUUAUAAUUGUAUACAUGUAUAUACAGCAGGUGGUGAUGUGACAUUGGCUCCCUCUUGAUGCUGAGGUGUACUUACCAAUCGCGUUUUUUUUUCUCUUAGGCUUGAUGUCAUAUUUCUCACAGAGUGAAGCUUGUGGGUGAGCGAAACAAACUGUAUGAAUGUUCGAUGACAACAAAAAAAAACAUUGAGUCACCCGUCUGUCCUAAACUUAACACUUGACAUGUAUAGUUCCUGCCCAAAGGAUGAGGAGGUCGAAUGAAUGAAUGUGCUUAACUUUUUUGCAGUUUUUUCGGAAUCUGUCCUUGUGUGACAAGGCGCGGGUAGCAUUUAACCAAUCACAGGUUAAAGGACUGGCAGGGAGCCCGAGUGAGAGAGUGACAAAAAGAGUACGAAGAAGAGAUGGAUGAGCACCUUUUUUUUUUCCUAUGUUUGCACAGCUUUACUAAAGAUAUCCAACAGAGUGAGAGAGAGGUAUAUUAAAGGAAGUGGGUUGUUGUUGGGGGAGGAAGUGAGAGGAGGUUUAUGUAUCACGCUUAUUCCAAUCUUUUUGCCCUGGGGACCACACAACCGUAAGGCAACCUGUAUGAUGAAGAGAGCAAUAAAUACCUGUCCAAGUUGGGAGGCCAAAUAGGAGCGCAGCUGCAGCUGCUUGAUGUGGGGGGUGGAGGGGAACAAGAGGAAGGGGAGGGGGAUCUCACAAUGUCUGUUGCAUUCCAAAAAAUAAUCUCCCCCAGCUCAGCCACGUUUCCAGGCAGGAGGGGAUCAAAUCAGGCCUUUUUCUCUCCCUCUCGCUCUCCCUCUGUAGUCCUCUAAUGCCCCCGAACCAGCCUGGAGGGGAUAUUAUUAUAUUAGAGCCUGGUGUUACUGUGGGGAGGACGCCUGGUGCUGGCAGUGGUAGUGUGCGAGUGUGUUUACAUGUACGUGUGUUGGCGUGCAUGCGUGUGUGUGCGUGGCAGCCAGGGUCCCUCUGGCCACAUCAUCAGUGUGUGAGUCAGCCACAGCUUGUUCAAACAUGCACCCUGAGCUGCCAGCCCCAAUGCACUUUCUCUCACACUCGCUGGGUCCAGGUAUCCUGUAGAGAAAGGGAAAGCACCAGAGCUGACAUAUCUGUUCCAGUGUUGUCAGUGACUCCAUACAUCUGGAUUUGCUAGUCUUAAAAUAUCCAAGUUGUGCUUUUGUACUCUAAAUCCAAUGUUGUUAUUCCAUACUGAGCCUACUGAGUCAAGAGAACACGCAUGCAAGUUUCGAAUCCCCCCCCCCCCCCCCCCCCCCCCCCCCCCCCGGCCCACCUUUUGAUUUCUGCAGUAGUUCUGUAGUUCCAACUAUCAGUCCUUUUGCACCUUGGUUAGAACGAGGCAGGUUAUGAAUGCACUUUGUUACUGAAGAGGGCACUUUUGUCAACGAAACGGGUACUUUGAAACAAACCAGUUGCAAAUGAGAUCAGUCCUUGUGUGUGUUUUCUCUGUCCACGGUGGUGAAGUUGAACUCCUUCACUGGUUUUGUUCAGGUUUUGACGACAAGCUGCCAAAAAGAUAAAAAGUGAAAGAACAAAAAAAAAAGUUUCCAACCAGUAAUAUUUGAGUUUGGAUCUCUUCAAGAGAAGCCUAGCUGGUUCAAAUGCAAGCAUGUUGGGUUUGGUGACCUAAAAAACGACUAAAUUAAUCCAUGUAACUGAAUGCACUUGAAGUUAGUUGUUUUAAAGAAUCAACAGUGAUUGUCUUUAUGUCUUAAUGUAAGUGGGGGCGUUGAAGGAGGCGGUAGACGAAGAAGAAUGGGCGCUGUGUGUGUGUAUGCAUGCAUGCAUUUUUGUUUUGCAUGCAUGUGCACAGGCAUGCAUUGCUGGCUGGUAGGCUGGAGGGUCUCAGGACAUCCCUGGAUAAACAAACAUCAUGUCUACCCCAUCUGUUCACCAGCUAGUCUCAUAACCACGUGUGUUCUCUGAGGAACCGCGGUGAUAAUAGGUCCACGGUACCACAGAAGCAAAAAUACCAUAUUGUAGAACAACACAUUGGACAGUUGCUUGUUUACUUCACAGCUCUCUCGGUGCAGAUUUGCAUAACUCUUUGUUUACCCUUGUUGGUCAUAGUCGUGUCGACUAUGUCUUGAGAGUCUUAGUUUCUAAUUUUUUUCUUUUUGUUAUGACAAAGAUGGGGUUUGUUAUUGCACAGUUUGACUCCCACAGGCAGACCAGUGUAAUCUGGGUAAUCUAAUGUCUACCUGACUUGUGAUUUUUAUGUUUAGUGGUACUUGGCGUGGACUGCUUUGACCCACUUUGUCUCGAUGUGGCAGAGUUUUUAACCUGUCAGGACCUGUGAGCCAUCUUAAACACGACAUUUCUUUGGACCUUAAUGCUUCCCUGAAUGUCUUACGUUGUUUGUUGAUUAACCAAAGCUUUUCGCCCUCCGUCUUAGUCUACAGUAGACUAGAGAAAUAUAAUUUAUCCAGACUGGGCCUCCCUGACUAAGCCACACACGGAUGCCCUCUUCUUGAAUACAUAUGCAGAAAUGUGUGUGGAAUCAUACAGAUAUUUACUUGAGUUCACUUCCUCUCACUCUUUGUAUCCUUGUGGACAAUAGAAUCAGAGGUUUAAGGAUGUAUAGCUUUUUUUCUGUCUGUCUACACUUCUUAAAAUAACGUGUUGUGCUACAGCUGUUUUUUUUUCUAACGAUUUUACAUGGCUGUGCGCGUAUGUGGAUGCUAGUGCGCGUGUGUGUGUAUAUGUGUGUGAUGUGGGUUUUGGGGGGGAUCUAGGGGUCUUGGUUUGGGGAUGCUGUGCCAGGAGGGUGGGGUAAAUGGGUGCUUGGGUGGGGUUAUGGAUAAAAGCCUGAUAGCACUGGAAAUGGUGCUUUAGCUGAGAGAGCAAAAGUUUGCACUAAUGUUAAAUGUCCUUGUCCUGCUUAUGGGAGAAGGACAGGAGACCUCAGAAAGGCCUGCGAGUUUCCAUGAGCACAGAGCAGUGUGGUUAAUACUCAAUGGUCUCAUCAAGAGUCCAUCCAACCCCUCCGUAGAAAUAAUCAUGUACAGUAUAUUAAGAAUAUACAGACGUCCAGCAACUACAAAUACCAAAGGAGAAAAAAAUAAAAGAUUUUCAUCCAAGUCACUGGGCAUUUUAAGCUACCGAUCUAAUGUUGGAUUAUUAGAGUUUUAUUCUUGAUCUGAAUGCUCUUGAAAAGAGAUUCUGGAUGUAAAUUUUUGAUGGAAGCAAAUCAUGUUUGCUAUUUAUAUUUUAAAAAAUAUUCCAAAUGUAUAACAUUUAGACAAGCAGCAAGCUUCUCCGAAAACAUUCGAAAUAUUGGUUCUGAUCUGAUGGCUGAGAUGUGCUGUGUGAAGGUGCCAGAGAUACUGAUUCCAAUUGUUUUUUCCUUUUUUCUCUUUUUUAAAUUCAGAGAUGGAAUUUAUGUCUCAUGCAUGGAUAAUCAAUGAUGAAAUGUAAUGUUAUUUUCAAACACUGUCUUCUUGAUCACUGCUGAAUUGGAUGAUUUCAGUUGACUUUCUGCGAAGGUGGAACUGAAUUUAAAUGUUCUCUAAUUGAAACAGACUGUGACUUUGUGGCCUAGUCUGGACAGCACUAAGCUUGUUGUGUUUUAUGAUUCCAGACAGUCGUAUUGUGCUGUGUGGGGCUGAGGCUCAUUCCCACCAGAUGGAAAAUGCAACAUCAAGGGCCACAGUGUGCCUUAUGUGGACAGGGAUUGACAAAGCUCAUACCUUUUUGUUUAGUUUUUGUUUUAAUUUUUUACCAUAAACCCUUUUCUUGCCACAUUUUAGACCAAAUUGUAAAAGCGGAUUGGCUUGAAGUGAUCUGUUUGGGCUUUACUUGAAUGAGUCCUAUAAUAACGUCUCUGUACUAUCCCUGAGUUCAGAGCUGUGUCUCUAUCAGCCUCCAUGGCUCCACGACUGUGUGUCUCCAGCCUCAGCCCCAGACCAAGGUUACUCUGACACAGGCUACACUGAGACAGUCUCAGAACUUCAUCACAAGUGUUUUAUUUUUUCAAAAUUGUCCUUGAUAUGUUAUUUUUCCUGUGCUAUUAUCAAAGUUUUUUUUUUUUUUGGUGAAGCUAUCUGAGAAGGCCAUAAAACAAAGACAAUAACAACUAUGACAAAACUGAUAACUGUAAAAAUAAUCAAACAGAGCAGGACGGGCUGACUGUUAUUGUGGUGAGCUAUCGUGGCCGCAGAAAGGGGACUGUUUGCUUUGCUUUGUCAUUUUUGCUGCACACCUGACUUCUUUUAUUUUUUAUUUUUAUUUUUUGUGUUUUCCAUCAGGCUGUUGAUGCACAGCAAGCUGAGUGCAGCAUAUGCAGUAUGGCACUAUGCGCAGCGUGGCUCUGGCACUUGCACAGACAGCCCUGGGUCCUUCAGAGAGGCAGGCUGCUGUCUGUUGGCUGCUCUCAGCCAAGUGGGGACAGUUUGCACUUGGAGUCUUUCUCGUCUCUGGGGAUACAAAGGCUGGCAUACAGGGAGGAGGAUUAAAUACGGGUGGUCAGGGGAAGGCUGAAUGUUGUUUUCAGGGAUGAGUUUAGUAAGCCCAGGUGAUGGACUCUUUGCUGAGCAAUGGUUCAGUUUGUAGGAACUGCAUGGCCACAAUAAGACAUGUAACACAAAGGAGGUCACCACAGAUUUCACAUUGGGGACCUGCAACAAUGAGAAUGUUGCUGAUCUCUUUUGUCUCUUUGUAAGUACUACUCAGGUGGAAAAUACACUGCUAUGCAUUGAGUUUCUGUGUCAGUUUAUGAUAUGUCUAAUCACCCUCUGUGUUACUUCUCUGUUUUUUUCCCUUUCUUAUUCACACCAAUAUUUACAUAAUAGUUCCCAGAAAGAUAAAAGCACGAACAGUUCCCUCAUUGUAAAGUGGCUGCGACCAACCUAUUUCUCUAUCUAAUAUUGAUCCGGUGAAUUGUUUGUUGGAGGGAAAGAAGCCACUUGGGAUUCAGUCUUAUUAGUCAGACUGUAACGUUUUUGAAGGAGAUGGGGCUGGAAAAGCACAGGGGAUGGGGUGGUGGGGGUGAGGUUGUAUGUUCUCCGACUUUCUUCUCCCAUCGCUCUCCCUCUCUCCGGACUCAGAGUCUACAUCUUUGCUGCCGACCGGCCUUUGAUCAAAGAUCACACACCCUCAGCAGGGGAGUCGACGAGAGAGAAAGGAGGGAGAGGGGAGUGGAUUGGAGGUGAGGAGGAUGAGACAGUUUCAGUUUGCAGUCACCUAAACCAAUUUAGGAUACAUUCCAUAACUUCAUACUGUGAUUCCCACUUUGGAGUUUUUGGCAGGUGUAAAGGAUGUGAGUCUGAGACAGCAGGAGGAAACGGGCAACAUUUUACAGUUGGCUGUUUCGGUCCGUCUGUCUGUCUGUAGCCUCACUAUCUCACAGACAGACCGUUUAAAAAAAAAGGCCCCCAGUUCAGCGCUAUCAAACUGCCUUUUUUCAGCUUCUGCGAUUGUAACAAAAGCACUUUGCGAAAGGCUAUCCUGAAUUUUGUGUGCUUUGAUUUUAUGGUUAUCACUAUUGUUGUUAUUUUGUUGUCCCUGUCGAUGUUUUUUUUUUUUUUGUCUUUUGUUUUCUCAGUGCAGAUGAUUAUUUAAAUGCAAAAAAUAUAUAUAUGAUGAAAAUGAAAAAAAAAAAGAGAAAACUUGAAUAUUUGGUGUCUAGACUGAAGAUGGCUUGAGCUGCCACUUCGUCUGGAUGUAAAGAAACGCAUCUCUGUUCUACUACCACCAUACCUGUUAUGCAGCUUAUUGCAUAGUCACACAACGGUGGUGGGGGUUACAGGACGGACCUCCCCUCUGCCUGCUCUCUGCUCACUGUCUCAGAUGUUGUUGGGAGAAAGGUCACUUGAUCUAAUUUCUGGAGACUCUUUUCUUGGAAAAGAAACCUGUAUAACAGUUGCGAAGCUUUCUGAGAAGGCUAGCUGUGCUGAAUGUUAAACAUGCAGUGUUUAAUCUACUGCAGAAUCUCUUUGUCUGCAAUAACACCCUGUCUGUGUAGGUAAAAGGCUGGAUCUGGUAUCCAUAUAGAGCUUAAAUGAUCAUGAAAGACAAAUGGCCAAAAUGACCAUCAUCAUUUCCAUUUGCAAAUCAGUACAGAAAACAUGUUUUGGCCUUAACACCUGCGUCAAAUCCAGAUUACUGCAGUAGAGCGGAAAGAAUAUUGAUCAUGAUAAGCAUUCGAUAAAUCUAUAGUUCAGUAAAUGGUUUCACUUGGGAGAGAAGAAAUAGGCUACUAUUUAUAGAUUGAGUUGUAACUGUGAUAAUUAUAAUUCUUUACAGAGAUUUUUGUUUUGUUUUGCUGAUGUACGUUUUAAAGCCCCAGUUCUCAAAUCUGGACGUUUUAAUUUAAGUUUACACUGAGUUAUAUAAGGCAGAAAACUGUUGCACCACAUCUCUCUGUGUGGCAAAACUUUUAAUAAUGUCCCUCUGCUGACCACAGUCCACUCUGCGGAUCCCAAAGGCGGAAUAACCUGCUCGUUACUAUCACUAACCGGAUGGACUGUGGCCAAAAUAUGCAACAUAAUUGGAUGUUUUACCAACAGAGUGCAACAGACAAAUUUUUCUCUGUGUAAUUCAGUGUGGUUUCACUUUUAAAUAACCCCUUUCUUUUCACAAAAGUUUUUUUUCUUUGCGUAGAAGUCCAUAUCUGUUGGAAGCUGCAGGGGAGGGGGGAAUAUAGGUGAUUUUUUUUGUUUGUUUUUUUUGUUUUCAGAGAAUUUGCACUUUUUGGCGACGAAAAGAAAUUGUAUUGUAUAUGAGACCACUAAAUCCACACAGUCUAAACCAUAUAAUUCCAUUUUGUGUCUUUUUUUGUUUGUUUUGUUCUGUUCUUCUUUUUUUAAUAUAUCCAAAAAUGUCUGGCAUCUGGUUGUCUGGUUUAAAGAAUAUAAAAUCUUUCUAUUAAAAAGAAUGGUUGCAAA
Molecule: messenger RNA, 9938 nt
Organism: Acanthochromis polyacanthus (spiny chromis)
Lineage: Eukaryota; Metazoa; Chordata; Actinopteri; Pomacentridae
Gene: zbtb7a
Product: zinc finger and BTB domain containing 7a
Exons: 4
Coding region: 260-2062 (600 amino acids)
Biological process (GO): regulation of transcription by RNA polymerase II
Molecular function (GO): RNA polymerase II cis-regulatory region sequence-specific DNA binding; protein binding; DNA-binding transcription factor activity, RNA polymerase II-specific
Source: RefSeq, a predicted model, not a curated record